UUCCUACUAAAGGCAUAUUAACCGACUAACAUCGGCUUGUCUUUCGCGGGGCAGCCCGGCCGGAUGACCAAAUAUACAAAACGCGCCGUCUCCUAAAAUAGGCAGGCCCUUAGCCUCUCGACUAGGACUUUCUCCUCUCUCUCUCUCUCACUCGCUUCCCUCUCCUCCAACUAGGGCUUGGAGUGAGAAUCGACUGGCCUUAAACCGUAGAACGCAUUGCCUGAAUAUAGAAGACGAUGCCUGGGCCGACCUUAGAGAUGGAGCCAGUGGAGCCACAGUCGCUGAAAAAGCUCAGUUUCAAAUCCCUCAAGCGAGCUCGCGAUCUCUUCUCUCCUGCCCAUGGUGAACUCGCCCCUCCUGACCCCGAAAGUAAAAGAAUUCGUACGAGCCACAAGAUAAGCGUGGAGUAUGGAGGAAUUGAACCCACGGCUAGUCAAAAACCGCCCCGCCGGGCUGAGUCCAGUGCACCAGGUCGCGGUCCUCAAGGGCCUUCCAAUGCUCUUGCCCUUCCAGAUUCUAGGGACUCAAGUACGGAAGGAGCUCAAAAUGCAUUGGUUGUCGGUCCAUCUGCACCAAGGGCACCGAAUGAUGUUGGCAUUUCGGGUAGAGGCACGCUAGCUGUUUCUGCUCCAGGGUCAUCCGAAAGGUAUUCAACAUCGGCUUUAAUGGAAAGAAUUCCUAGCAGAUGGCCACGUCCUGUUUGGCAUGCUCCUUGGAAGAUCUACAGGGUCAUUAGUGGCCACUUGGGAUGGGUACGAUCUAUUGCCUUUGAUCCAAGUAAUAAAUGGUUUUGCACUGGCUCAGCAGAUCGUACAAUCAAGAUAUGGGAUGUAGGAACUGGAACAUUACAGCUUUCACUGACUGGACAUAUUGAACAAAUACGAGGACUUGCUGUUAGCAGCAGGCAUACCUAUAUGUUUUCUGCUGGUGAUGACAAACUAGUUAAAUGCUGGGACCUUGAACAGAACAAGGUUAUCCGUUCAUAUCAUGGUCAUCUAAGUGGUGUUUACUGCUUGGCUCUUCAUCCCACUCUUGAUGUUUUACUUACUGGGGGACGUGAUUCUGUAUGCAGGGUUUGGGAUAUUCGAAGCAAGAUGCAAGUUCAUGCAUUGUCGGGACAUGAUAACACAGUUUGCUCAGUUUUUACUCGACCAACAGAUCCACAAGUUAUUACUGGCUCUCAUGACUCAACCAUCAAGUUCUGGGACCUUCGAUAUGGGAAAACGAUGUCAACCCUCACACACCAUAAGAAAUCUGUGCGUGCAAUGGCACAACAUCCUAAAGAAAAUUGUUUUGCAUCUGCAUCAGCUGACAACAUUAAGAAGUUCAACCUUCCAAAAGGCGAAUUUUUACACAACAUGCUCUCUCAGCAGAAAACCAUAAUUAACGCAAUGGCUGUCAAUGAGGAUGGAGUUAUGGCCACUGGAGGUGACAAUGGGAGUGUCUGGUUUUGGGAUUGGAAGAGCGGUCAUAAUUUUCAGCAAUCCCAAACAAUUGUACAGCCUGGCUCACUGGAUAGUGAAGCUGCUAUAUAUGCUCUUUCCUACGAUGUUACUGGUACAAGGCUGGUUAGUUGCGAAGCUGAUAAGACGAUCAAAAUGUGGAAACAAGACGAAAAUGCCACUCCAGAAACUCAUCCCCUCAACUUCAGGCCACCUAAAGAUAUUCGACGGUUCUAGUUCAAUCCUCCUUUGCUGUUGCUCCCUUUUGUGACAUGUGUAAUAUCAAAAUGUGUAAUAUGUGAUUCACUAUUUACUGUUUUGGUGAAGGCUUUCUACUGUUGUCGUGCUGCUUGUUACUAUGAGAUAGGAACUAUACAAAUUUUGAUGUAUUAUUUACUACUCCUAGUUAAAUAUAUGUCGAACAUGUUCUUGAA
Prunus avium (sweet cherry) is the source of this 1876-nucleotide messenger RNA. RefSeq names its product pleiotropic regulatory locus 1 (gene PRL1). Gene Ontology annotation, molecular function: protein binding. The record is from RefSeq and is a predicted model, not a curated record. Gene Ontology annotation, biological process: mRNA splicing, via spliceosome. Gene Ontology annotation, cellular component: Prp19 complex; catalytic step 2 spliceosome; precatalytic spliceosome. NCBI's taxonomy places the organism in Eukaryota, Viridiplantae, Streptophyta, Magnoliopsida, Rosales, Rosaceae.